Messenger RNA from Penicillium odoratum, 687 nucleotides. RefSeq lists its product as uncharacterized. Bases 1 to 687 code for a protein of 228 amino acids. The transcript has a single exon. The record is from RefSeq and is a predicted model, not a curated record. NCBI's taxonomy places the organism in Eukaryota, Fungi, Ascomycota, Eurotiomycetes, Eurotiales, Aspergillaceae.
AUGAUCACAAAUCGAUCAACUGGUCCCGCGGCGUAUCUCGCAGACUUGCUGGAGAGCCUAGGACAAGUGACGCUUGAGAAUGGAGGAACCUUCCUGAGCAAACUUCUUGAUCACCGUGCCGAUUUAGAAUAUUUAGACCUAUCCCACGCAAAUAACAACGUAUCCCUAGCCUAUAUCGACUUGGUGAAUGAAGUUAUGGAGGCCUAUAUCUAUUCGAAGCUCCCUGGUCAACAUGCCGACCGCAGUAUGCUCAGCCCGAUUGCCGCUUCUCCUGCCACUGAUCAGUUCUUGCAACUGCUAGAUCACGUAAAAACUCAGGUCCAUGAACGAGCCAUCAGUGCGGCGGUCUACCCAGCGACCGUCUUCCCUUACAAUCGAGCAGUGGACCGCACAAGGCAUCUGCUAGCUGUUAUGGGCACUAACUUGGCGGAUCCUCGUGUGGCAAUGGGAAAUUGCCAUCAGAUUAUCCGCAAGAGAUGGCCUAGCUAUCAGUCUUUCUCCAAUACGAAUCUUGCAAGUCUAGCAGAUCAAGUGCUACGACGCUCCAUCGCCACAGAGACUCUGGGAUUGCUAGAGGAGGAUUUGAUUGCCAUCACAGGCGAGCGCUUUGAGACGGAAAUUUACCAAUCCGCAUUUCCCCCUGGGUUCCCCUCCAAUUGUCCUCGCUAUCAAGGAGUGGCAUGCUAA